GGCCAGGAGAACGGACAACGCGCAUGCGUCCCUUUCUCCCCACCCCGGAAGCCCCGCAGCAGCGCCAGGCGAGAGCAAUCGAGGGGAGCGGGUGUGCGCGUGCGCACGUCGCACGCGGCCGGUCGCCUGGAUGGGGGCCUGGGCCGCUGGGAGUUGCGAGGCCAACGGUGUUGCGCCCCGGCCCCGCCCGGCGUGGGGGGAAGCGCUGCUCCCCGACCCCGCCUGAGGUGGGGGGGGGGUCUCCUCCCCCGCGAGCGCGGCACCCCCCGCCCUGCCCGGUGGAUCGUUGCCGGCGGCGCGAGCGGGCGGGGGCGCGCGCUGCCUCAUGACUCGAGCGGGGCCGGCCGGUAACCGACAGCGCCGCGGCGUCGAGGCGCGGGGCCGGGGGCCAACGGGAGGCGGAGCAUGUGAGGGUGAGGCCCCCCUGCUGUCAGGAGGGGGCUCGCAGGGGGGAGCGCACCUCGGACGGGGGCCCCCCUUAAACUCAGCGAUGUGCCUGGGGGGGCCCCUCCCGAAACUCAGCGAUGUGCCUGGGGGGCCCCCCCGAUACUCAGCGAUGUGCCUGGGGGGGCGACCCCCCAUUCUCAGCGAUGUGCCUGGGGGGGCGACCCCCCGGUACUCAGCGAUGUGCUGCAAAGACACCACAUGUAACAACUUUAAUCCUAAACCACACGGGCCCCCUGCUCCCCACCCCCUGAUCACCAGCUCUGCCCCUCCCAUGCCCCCAGCCUGGCCCUGGGGACACCAGCCGCCCUCCGGGGAUACCAGACCCCCCUGGCUCCUCCCAGUGCCCCCAUCCCUUCCCCCUGCCUCCCUCCCCCCCCGCCCAGUGCAGACAGGCAGUUUGCAUUCAGGUUGAAUCCAGCCUUGAUCCGGGACAGGUUGAGUCGUGAUGUCAUGAAAUGUCCUCAUGAGACAACACCACCCCCUGGCAGUGACGUAAUAACAUUGCCCUGGCGGGAGAUCGUGUUCAACGCCAAUAGCCCUGCACACAGGACCACCCCGGUGAAAUCAGGACAGUCACAUAAAAGCCUGGCCUCUUGGGAACCUCUCGCUCCGCUACAAAGGUGUGAAGAAGGGACCCGAGAAUUACAUGUUGCACCGAAGAGUUCAUCGUGGCGUACAGACAUGUAGGAAGACAGUCCCUGCCCCAAAGAAGUUACAGUUUGUUUAGAUUUUUAAAAUCUAGGGAGAAAUUCUGGCAAAAUUCUCAUUGACUUUAAAGGGGCCAGAUUUUCAUCCCUAGGGAAUUUAAAUAAAAACUAAAAACAUAUGAUUCAGAAGAUUUAGACUGCUCUGUCUAAUUUGGUGGAAGGCCUGUUCAGUGGAGCUGGUUGGCAUGAGAACACACCUCCAUCCCAUAAACUGUACUGGCUUCCCUGAUGCAAGUUAUUUUUAGUUUAACAUAAAGCCCUCUGGCCUAGAAUCUCAAAGGUAUGGAGACAUUUCACUUCCAUGGGAGUGCGGCGCCUAAAUACCUUUGAGGAUCUAGGCCUAUGUGAUUUGACAUUUGUCUGGUUUAGAGUGUGGCCAUCUCCUUUGUGAUGGCUGAAAUCAGCCUGAGUGUUUUUGCUGACUGUCUAAGAUGUAUGAUCUUGAUGCAGGCAGUUCUUGGUUGGAAGGUACCUGUUUGUGGAACUUUCUCAUUCUGGCAGGUGUCAGAUCAUGAAUUUGUUAGCCUUCAGCACGUUGUGCUAGGCUCAUCUUUUCAGCUAAGCCUUUGCUGACUGGAUCUAACCAGAGGCACUGGGACAGGUUCACACUGGUGCAACCCAAGUAGUGGGUUGCUGACAGCAGGAAGUCAGCCUGGAGAAGGGACAGUGGUACAAACCAUCCUUGCCUCUCUUUCCUUCCCUAUCAGAACCCUAGGGGAGAGCACCUAUGCUAUCACAACUGCCUGUAUUUGAGGUUUGAAUCUCUUCUUCAGUGCAGCCACUCUGACAGGCACAGGGGAGCUGCAAAUUGCACCCCAUUAUGCCCAAGGGGUGAAUCUGGCCCUAGCCACAAACUGCCUGAAGACCACAGGGAAUGGUAUAACAGAUUUCAAGAGUCCUUUUUAAAGGACGGUUCUGGAUGAAGAGUCUAAUUUACAAGACUGGACUAAAAAAGAUAUCCCUGUUUAAUCCGGUCAUAGGAAUAAAGUCUUUGUGCUGAAAAUGGACAUUUGCAGCGAUUGUGAGAAGAGAGGAUUGUACAAAUGGAGUCAUCUCUUUUUAUAGGGUUUGGAAUCAAAAUGUCCGGAAAGAGAAAAAAGAAAAUUAAUAUUUCCAUCAAUCCUGAGAUGCGUCAGCCUGAAAUGAAUGAUACUGAAGUGAGACAAGACAACCCAGAGAGACUGAGCUGUCAUAUGUUGUGCGAAUCCCUAUUAUCGUACGGGAGUGGAUUCAACAAUUUUCAAGGCAUUUUUAACUGGUCUGUAGUCCUGUUGGUCCUCACACAUGUUCACAUGAGCCUGGAGAAUUUCAUCAGGUAUGGACUGCUAUUCGACCCUGUAAAGAUAAUCUCAGUUUUCCUGAAAGACCCCUAUAAGUGGCCAGCAGUAUAUCUCAUUACUGCCGCUGUUUUGUUUGCACUUCCUGCAGUUUUUAUAGAAAGGUAUUUAAGAAAGGUUCGUGGCUCUGAAAGCAUUGGUUUGGUGUUGCAGUCAGUAAACCUGUUUUUUCUGAUAACAUUCCCAGCUGUGAUGGUUUAUAGAAUGCAAGCCAUAACUCCAGCUGGAGGGUUGCUGACCAUGUUUGUGUAUAUCAUCAUUGCCCUGAAACUGUUCUCCUACUAUCAGGUGAAUCGCUGGUAUAGGGAGGGAACCCCUAGACCAGUCAGAGGAACUUCCAGAGUGCAAGCAACAGAUCCUUCAGCCCAUCAGUCCAGAAGGAACGAAAGAGGACAGUCAAAGCAGAUCAUGUACCCAAUGAACCUGAAAGUAAAAGAUCUGUAUUACUUCCUGCUAGCCCCCACGCUUUGCUACCAGCUGAAUUUCCCAAGACAAAAGAAUUGCCGGCAAGGCUAUAUCAUUAGGAGAUUCAUUGAAAUGGUUUUUCUCUUUCAUCUCAUGCUGGGGCUAAUACAGCAGUGGAUUGUACCAAAUAUUCAUAAAUCAAUGAAGCCCAUAAAUGAAAUAGAGUCCACCCUCCUCACAGAAUACAUCUUAAAACUAGCGGUGCCAAAUCAUUUCAUCUGGCUGAUCUUUUUUUAUUGGUACUUUCACUCCUGCCUCAACUGCCUUGCAGAACUGCUUCGAUUUGGAGACCGGCAAUUUUAUCUAGACUGGUGGAAUGCAGACUCCGUCUUACAGUUCUGGUCCAGAUGGAAUAUCCCCGCCCACAAGUGGCUAGACAGACAUGUAUACAGGCCCUUGCUGCAUCACGGCUAUGACAAGUGGCAGGCCCGAAUGACAGUAUUCCUACUCUCUGCAUGUUUCUAUGAGUAUCUAAUUGCCAUCCCACUGAAGAUGUUCCGGUUUUGGAUGUUUUUUGCUAUGGCAGCCCAGGUCCCACUGGCUUGUCUAAUGAAAAGGCUUUUUGGUGGUAAUUUUGGCAACAUCUUCAUGUGGAUCAGUCUGGUCUUGGGUCCUCCCCUCAUGAUGCUCUUGUAUUUUCAUGACUAUUACAUCCAGCACCAUCGGAAGGAUUCAAGCUGGAGACUGUUUUUUUUCUAAUCGACCCCAGUCCUAGUUCCCUUGUGCUCUCUGUCUGUCUGUCUUUAUGUAUGACAGAGGCACCUAAACUUGGCUCAAAUUAGAACCACAGACUGAAGCCACCCUUUUCUUUAAUAUGGGAGGGGUGGCCCAGGCCUGCAAUGCUCCUUCUGGCCACUAGGCUGGAGAUAUAGAAUUGCAUGCUGGUCUCCCCCGCAUAUUGAAGAUGAGUGAGUGCAGAGCUCUGUGGGCCACAUGUAUUUGUUUACUUUGGCCACCUCUGAUCCCUUUGUCUCUUCAAUAGCAAGUUGAUCUUUGGCUCCUGCAGGAUUGACUUUAAAGAAUACCUGCAAAAGUCCGGUAACAGCUCUGGAGAUAAAUAUACAUUAUAGUGGAUGCUCUUUAUUCAUAUUAAAAUCCUGCUGUUUAUGAUAA
Messenger RNA from Caretta caretta (loggerhead turtle), 4069 nucleotides. RefSeq names its product diacylglycerol O-acyltransferase 1. Gene Ontology annotation, biological process: triglyceride biosynthetic process. The record is from RefSeq and is a predicted model, not a curated record. Gene Ontology annotation, molecular function: diacylglycerol O-acyltransferase activity. Gene Ontology annotation, cellular component: endoplasmic reticulum membrane. Lineage: Eukaryota; Metazoa; Chordata; Testudines; Cheloniidae.